This is a messenger RNA of Eptesicus fuscus (big brown bat), 2096 nucleotides long. It is a transcript of the gene PRR30, whose product is annotated as proline rich 30. Bases 656 to 1885 code for a protein of 409 amino acids. Lineage: Eukaryota; Metazoa; Chordata; Mammalia; Chiroptera; Vespertilionidae. The record is from RefSeq and is a predicted model, not a curated record. The transcript has 3 exons.
AGGAAAUGGGACUUCUAGCUCCCAAGGGGGGUGGCAGUGCCACCCCUUAGACAAAGUCCCAGUCUCUCAGAGGCUUUCACCAGCUAGCCACAUGCUCCUGCUGCUGCUGGGUGUGAGAAGCCAUAUUGACUAGGGCCAGGCUGAGCCAGGGGACCUCAGCAUUAGGGGCAGCAAGGCGUCAGGGGAACCAGAGUGUCCGGAAACCAGGGUGCUUGCAGAAUCCCCGGUUCAGGUCUAGGAGAACAAAAGCCUGUCACAGAAGACCCCCCUCCUGUCUGAGGAGGACUAGACCAGGCUCAGACAGAAAUCUGGGUCAGAGUCCCCGCCUUUCUGAAGUGCCUUGUAAAACAGCCCAGAGGAGCCCUCAUGGGUCCUAUGGGCGGUGCCUUCCUCCCUGGCCCGUUCAGAUGAUUGCUGUCACCCUGAGGCUCCCCAGAGGCAGCUCGGAUUCUCCAUCCCUCCACGUCCCUCCUCAAAUGGCCAACGGAAAAGAAGAGAGAAGCCAAGCUUAGAUCCCAGCUCCCGCCUGAACACCCAGCGAGCCUGGUGCUCCUGGGCUGGGUGUCUCCUGCGCUGCAACCAGAGAUAACUGGUCCUGGCUGCCAGGUCUCUAAUCUCUGGUCUCGCCGCCUCAGUCCUUGCCGGUUUCAAGGCGAUGUUGCCUCCAAACAAGGACCAAGGGCUGCCACAGAAAGCAGCGCCCCCCGGGCGUCCCCCUCAGGGCCCCUCACAACUUGUGGACUCCUGUCCUCAGAACCUCCAGCCUUUGCCUCCCCAGAAAUCGCUCCCUCCCUCCCCUCCGCCUUGCUCCCCUCCUCCACAGCCCCACUCUCCUGGCUCCCAGUCCUCCUCCUCGGACUCCAGCUCUGACUUUGUCCUACAACCCUGCUCCUCCUCUCUCCCAAGUUCCCCCGCUUUCUUUCAUCAGAAUUACCCGUCUCUCUCCCUUCCACGUUCCUCCUCUCCCUCCUACCAUCUAUACCCCUCCCCUGCCCCUACUCAGUCCUCGAACCCCUCUCAGCCACAGAACCCCUCUCCCCCACACUGCCAGUCCCCUUUCCACUCCGAAGACCUACCCAGCUCCACGCUCACUUCCCAGAGCCCCAGCCUACCUUCUCCUGGGGUCCACCCCAAUAGGCAGACAUGGCACUGGCCUCAGUACCAGGACCCCAGACCCACUGGGGUGGCGGCGGGAUGCGUGGCAAGCGAAAGGGACGCUGCAGAGUUCCGGAACCCGGGAGCCCUGGCCCAGGCCCUGGUGGUUCAGCUGGGGUACCGCCGCAUCGCACACGACCUUCGGUUACUCAUUUUGCAGAGCCUGUGGCUAGGCAGAACCGACCAGCCUCCAGUGGUGGAGUACCCUAUAUGCCUGGUGUGCCUUCGGCCCCGCAGUCCCUCGUGCCCCACGCCCAGGUACAGGACUGGGCCCCGGCUGCUUGCCUUCCCCCAACUACUGCCCUGUGCACCCGACCAGGCAUCGAGACCACUCCGCAUCGGCAUCGGCUUUGCUCUCCGCCUGCCUCAAGGCCAGGCCAGGGCUUUGCAUCUGUUGCCAGAAAGAAGACGGGAGGAAGCAGGACCUCAGGGCGAGGCCAUGCAGGCCCCUGGGUAUCAAACCCACGCGUUUCAGGCCCCAGCAGCUCAGGCCUGGGCAGAUUCAGCCUCAGGCAAACCCUCCCAGACCGGGAGCCUCCGGUGUGCAGGCCCUCAAUCACCAAGUUCCACUCCGUGCUCAGGGCCUCCGCUUCAGGCGCUCAGACAGGCCGCGGUCUCCCUGACGCCCGGGCUAUCCUCUGCUCCAAGGCCGGCCCCUCCAGAGCCUACUCUCCAAAAGUCGCCAUCCUAUUUCCAGAGCCACGGAGGCUCGCUGGAGCACCUCCUCUAAACCCUGCCGUCCCCACCAGGCCCCAGAUCUCGGGGAGCCCCCGAGACACCCUGAAGGGCUGGCUGGCUGGAGGUCAGGUGUGUGCUCCAGCCCUGAACCCUGGAAGUCCCUUGUGGAGCCUGCUGUCUCCUGGCUGAAGAGGACCAAGGGUACCUACCGGAAGCCCCAUUCAGCCUUCAAUGUAUCCAAUAAAGCUUAACCCUGCACAACU